Lotus japonicus is the source of this 1009-nucleotide messenger RNA. RefSeq lists its product as uncharacterized. The transcript has 6 exons. Gene Ontology annotation, biological process: sphingolipid metabolic process. The record is from RefSeq and is a predicted model, not a curated record. The coding region runs from base 172 to 822 and encodes 216 amino acids. NCBI's taxonomy places the organism in Eukaryota, Viridiplantae, Streptophyta, Magnoliopsida, Fabales, Fabaceae. Gene Ontology annotation, cellular component: lysosome.
GUAUUUAAAAAGGAUACAUGCAUAGGAGUCAAAACAACCAUUCUUGUACCCCAAAAGAGACAACCAUUCUUCACCUCGUGCCCCUUCUCUUCUUCUCCAGCUCCUCAUAGUUGGUUGGUUGCACCAGACACAGAUUUCCAACCCUAUCUUCUUCGAUUCCUAAAAGGCACCAUGAAGGGAAGAAUGGGGCUAUUAUUUCUGAUUGUACUCGGUGCUGCUUGGGCUUGUGAUGCAAGAGAGCUAGCAAAUCCAGAAUUAAACAGAAAAUCAGAUGUCUGUGCACUUUGUGAGGAAUAUACUGUUGAGGCACUUGAUUAUCUAAAAGAUAACAAGACCCAGAGUGAGAUUAUUGAUGCCCUUCACAAUACUUGCAAUCAACUGUUCUCUUUUAAGCAGCAGUGCAUCGAAUUGGUGGAUAAUUAUGUUCCACUUUUCUUCAUAGAACUCGCUUCAGUUCAACCUGAAGAACUCUGCAAAACAGUCUUCCUCUGUCAAUCUGCAAAACUUUCUUCACAAGUUCGAGAAAAUAGCUGUGGAUUUUGCAAAGAUGCUGUUUCAGCCUUACUGGUUAAGUUGAAUGAUCCUGACAUUAAGUUAGAGAUAAUGGAAUCACUAUUGAAGGCGUGCAAUUCUAUGGAGAAGAAGUUAGCGAAGGAGUGCAAGAGGAUGGUUUUCGAGUAUGGACCUUUUGUCCUUAUGAAUGCAGAGAAGUUCCUGAAGACAACAGGUAUAUGCACUGCAUUACAUGCCUGCCCAGCUUCAACUGCAGUUAGCCAGGAAGCUUCAAUCAUGGGCGAAAUACCCUUGCUUUCUGACUCUUAAUCAUAGGAAAUUAUGGAGCGAUUCAUGUCCUAGUGGUGGUGCUGCUACUACCACUUGUGCAUAAGAAACCCACGUUAUUGUACCUAUGUUUGCGCUCUUGCCGUGCAAGAUCUACUCUGGCUAUUAACUAUGAAUGUUUAUGAUGUUUUUCAUCACUUUGAAAGCAAGCUAGUAGUUGGCCAUCAUA